CGUCAUACAGAUACCAUGGAUCACGUGAACAAAUUUAUGGAGAUUUUUAAAAAUCUCACGCGGUAUAUAAGACUCCCGAGUCGCCGAAACGGACACAAGCUGUCUUACUUCCGAGAAGUAAUAAGCAAUCCACAACCCAUCAACAUGUUCAAGCUGGCUGUCUUCGCUGCCAUCCUGGCUGUCGCCCUCGCCGCUCCCGGUGGUCUUACCGGUGUUGCCAUCAGCCACGGCACCGGCCCGAUCCUCGCCCCGGCUGUCAUCUCUGCUGCCCCCGCGCUCUCACUCGGUGGUGCCCAUGUGAUUGCCCAGCCCGUUGCCCCCGCUGUCCAUACCCCUCCUGUCGUCACCAGAACUGUCUUGGCCGGCCACGGUCUCGGUCUUGGUCUCGGCCUCGUUCACGGUUAGACUAGAAGAAUCAACGUAAACACAACCCACCACCACCGAGUCACGACGACGCAGCCUAGAAAACAAAAAGACAUACACACUUUCCCGACUUCCUCGACCUCGUAAUGCGGAAGAAAGACAGUAACUCGAAGAAAGACAACAAAUUUUGUAUACUCGACUCUUCACUUCAUCGUCAUUCUCCACGCGUGAACCAUCUGGCCCACAAUCAAGCGCGGGGAAGCGAGACCCAAAAAGGAAAAUGUCAGCGCGGACCGACCAGGACCCACAACACUCCGCGCGAGAUCGGUCAAUCUCUUUCUCCACAUUUGUCUUUUCUUCGUGCUUCAUCGACAAAAUUUUCGGACUUUCACCUUGGAUCAUUUCCACCGUCAUCCUGAACCCUACCCUCAUUCAUAUGGAAUUUUAAUAAAAUUUUAAUUAUAAAUCUAA
Molecule: messenger RNA, 834 nt
Organism: Pogonomyrmex barbatus (red harvester ant)
Lineage: Eukaryota; Metazoa; Arthropoda; Insecta; Hymenoptera; Formicidae
Source: RefSeq, a predicted model, not a curated record